GCAAACAUGGCGGCAGGGCGUUACGUAGAGAGGCACCGGGGGGAGCGGACGCUGUUCGGGGAAUGGGGGGGUUUGAAUGAGGAUCGGACUGGGGAUCGAGCGGUAAAGUUUUGCUCGUUGGAGCGGGUGUGUGCGCAGAUCGCUGGUGGGGGGUCGCUUUGGCGGAAUGUAAGGGGGCUGCAUACACCGUUAGAAGGGGGAACACUGAGGUCCCCCCCCGCCCCCGGCCGACGCGGGAGUCACCCCCGGGGAGAUCGGUACAUUUUCUCCAACUAUUGUUUAAACUGCAACUUGACUGUGACUGCGAGAGUUAUAGUUCAGCGAACUCCCGAUUUGGGAUUUCUGGGGGCACAGAGAAGGCAAUGAGAAGGGAAUUCACAAAUGUUGUUUUCUGUACAGCCAGCAUGUGCCUGGGAGGGGUGUCAAAGAGAAACUGAAACAUGCCCCCCCUACCACCACCACCGCUGCUGCUGCAGAACUUCUUGGGAGUGUUUGCUGGACUCAUCAACGGGAAAUAAUGCAGCUUGGGCAGUAGAUGCAAGCACUUCGGGAUGUGGCUUGACGUGAUACAGAAGAAGGCUCCAUCUUAACCAAGUUUGCAGGUGCACAAUUAAAAUCCAUCUCUAUGCUGAUACAUAGCCACAGCCAGCAUUGGCCCUGCGAAACCUGCGGGUUUUAAAGACUCCGUUGCUCGAGUGGAUUAAGUCUGCAUCCAGUUACUGCAGGAUCUCCUAGUCCAUCCUCAGCAUGGCUAGCAAAAGGAAAUCAACCACACCGUGCAUGGUGCGAGCUUCUGAAAUUAUCGACCAGGCUGACAACGACCUUGACAUCCUUGGAGAAAACGCAGUCGUGCCUGGCCGAGAUGCAAAAGAUGACUCUUCACCAGACAAAGACAAACCUGUUAAGGACAGGGAAAUGGAAAACGAGAAGCCCCCGGCUGAAAACCAGUCCAAAAAACUUCAAGGGGGUUAUGAGUGUAAAUACUGUCCCUAUGUCACCCAAAAUCUGAACGAGUUUACCGAACAUGUCGAUAUGCAGCACCCCAACGUAAUUCUCAAUCCGCUUUAUGUCUGCGCUGAAUGUAACUUCACAACCAAAAAAUACGACUCCUUAUCCGACCACAACUCGAAAUUUCAUCCCGGCGAAAGUAACUUCAAAUUAAAGCUGAUGAAACGCAAUAAUCAAACUAUCUUAGAGCAGUCGAUUGAGGGAAGCGUCGACAUCAGCAGCGCCCAGGACCACUUUGAAAGUGAUGACAAUGCGUCCGGGAUUUCAGUAAGUAAAAUGCCAAUCAUGAAGUUCGGCAGACCGAGGGCCGAGGGUAAGAAGGCAACAAGGAAGGAAGAAGCGUUGCAUGAUAACUUGUAUGAUGGGAGCAACAUUGCAGAAAUGAAUGGGAUUUCCAGUGGGGAUAUUUUGGCUCAUGUUUCCCCUUUUGUUCAGCUUCCGCCCAAUAUUAACCUUCUUCCAAAAGUCCCAGUGCCUCUAAACAGCACCAAAUAUAAUUCUGCUCUUGAUACAAACACAACUUUAAUCAACUCGUUCAAUAAAUUUCCUUACCCGACCCAAGCAGAGUUGUCUUGUUUGACUGCUGUGUCCAAACACCCGGAGGAACAGAUUCGAAUAUGGUUUGCUACUCAAAGGUUAAAACAUGGCAUAAGCUGGUCUCCAGAGGAAGUGGAAGAGGCACGGACAAAAAUGUUUAAUGGCACUAUACAGUCUGUCCCACAAACAAUUACUGUCUUACCAGCCCCCCUAACCAAUUCAGCUAAAGUUUCUCAGCCUAUUAUCCAGACUGCUUUACCAUGUCAGAUAAUUGGUCAAACUGGGUUAGUCUUUACUCAGGUAGCUAACUCGCCCGCUGUGACCGUCCCUCAAUUUUCAUCUAAUACUGGUGCUAUUGCUAAUCAAAUCCAAAAACGUCAACAGCAGACACAGCAAGACACACCAGAACCCAAACGGCAAAUAGUUACACAUACACUACCAGCAAUUCAACCCAAGCUGAGUGCCAUACCACUAAAUGAACGUAAAAAGUCCAAGGAGCAGAUUGGUUUGCUGAAAUCCAGUUUUGUUCGAAGCCAGUUUCCCGACGAUACUGAAGUCUAUAGGCUGAUUGAUGCUACUGGGCUGUCCAGAAGUGAGAUUAAAAAGUGGUUCAGUGAUCAUAGAUAUCGGAGCCAGAGGGGCAUUGUUCAUAUCACUAGUGAAUCCAUAGCUAGAGACAGAGUAACAGCUCGAUCUACACGGGGUUACCAUCCAUACAGAGAUAUAGCUCCGCAGAAGGUCAUGGAGACGUCGGACGAACAGCUUGCUUGUCUUGAGAACAGUUUUCUUAAAAGUUCUUUUCCAACUCAAACGGAAAUGGAUCAUUUAAAAGCCGAGACUAAAAUGACUAGAAAAGAAAUAGACUUGUGGUUUUCAGAAAGAAGAAAAAUCAGGGAUUCCAUGGAGCAAGCUGUGUUGGAUUCUAUGGGCUCGGACAAAAUUGAUAUUGUACCAGUGAAUGGGGCUUCUCCUCAAAGGGGAAAUUUAUCUGGUUCGUGGCCACAAACAACUGCACCGUGCAAGUCUAAGCAGGAGCAGCUACAUUUACUAAAAAGCACGUUUGCAAGAACCCAGUGGCCUUCCCCGCAAGAUUAUGAUCAGCUGGCAUCACAGACUGGUCUUGUUAGGACUGAAAUAGUGAAGUGGUUUAAGGACAAUAGAUGCGUUCUAAAGACAGGAAGCCUAAGGUGGAUGGAACAAUACAGGAAGCAUUAUGAGCGCUCUCUAGACGAGAGAAGAAAGUACAUAAAGAUGAUUUCAGCCACUAAAGUAGGAAAAGACAUUCUCACAAGGUAUUUCCAUGAGUACACCCAGUUACACGAGGAGGACAUUGAUCUCUUGAGUUCAAGGUCACAGAUAAGCUCUGAUGAUAUAAGAGCAUACUUUGUGGAAUGGCAGCAGCAAGCAGCAUUAGAUCAAAUGGAGAACAGUAGCCAGGAUGAUGACGCCAUGACAGAAAAUGAAUUCACAGGCAAGGACUGGGCCAGUGGACCUCUUGGAGAUGAUGAGGCAAUUUCUGAUGGUGCAGACAGCUGGGGACAAGCAGCUACUGACACUCAAGAAGAUAUGCCUAAUUGAGAUUAUCAUGGUUAGUCAAGGUUAGUGGAUCCGCUCCAGUCUCCGGACGGUCUUAGUCUUUGAAGAUUAUAUAGAGAUAUAUUUUCCUACAAGAACUGAUAAAGAAAAAAUAAAUAAAAUCAAAUAAAAAGGAAGAUUAUUGGUGAAACCCUGGCACAGAACUCCUGGACUGCAAUUAAGUUCUUUUUGCCAAAGAACAACCUUCUAGAAGACCUUGUACAUUUUUUCCUCAAGAUAAUCCUGAAUUGAAAUCAUUUUGAAAUAAUAAAUAAAACGAUGCCCCCUCCCCCUUUAUUUCACAGAGGAUACAUUUGCGUUUUUUGUUUUUUAAUAAAAAACUAUGGAGUUGUUUAGAAAUAGUAACCACUAACUUGUUGUAUCCCCUGCCUGUACAUACAGUAUAUAUAUUUUUACUCCUUGUGGUACAUCCAUGCUGUUGUGGGACCACUUGCCUCGUAAGGGUUGGUAUAAAUCCAACAAUUUAACUUUCAUAGAAGAGAAUAAACUUGAGUCAUGAUUGCAGUUUUAUAUAGCAGAAACACCCCCUCCCCUUUCUGGUUUUGGUCUCUUCCUCAAGUACCUAUUGAUUUUAUUCUGCUUGGCUGCAAAUAUCAAAAAAGGGCUUCCUGGUGGUUUGAAAAAUUUUGGAACAUUUUCAUAUAAUGAAGUGAAAGGAUGAGGAGGGUUGCUUAGGAAAUGUGCAAAAUAUGUAUUUCAAUUGGUAGGGGGGUAAUGAAUGUUUCAAUGGACUUUUCGCUGAUAGAGGUGAGCACAACAAAUGAUUGCCCUGCCCCUCUCCUUUGAUUUUUAGGUCUAGUCACUGAUCCAGUGAGUGCACUUUCAGAUAACUCCCACCCUGCUCUCUCAAAAUGAACUUGUAUAUGUUGAAAUAAGAAUAAAUGUGUGUGGGGGGAAAAAUAUCCUUACUUCGGUAUACUGCACAAAUAUGCUAGGAAGUUUGAAUAAAAGUUUUUUUUUUUUUAAUAA
Molecule: messenger RNA, 4110 nt
Organism: Xenopus tropicalis (tropical clawed frog)
Lineage: Eukaryota; Metazoa; Chordata; Amphibia; Anura; Pipidae
Gene: zhx2
Product: zinc fingers and homeoboxes 2
Exons: 4
Coding region: 748-3123 (791 amino acids)
Biological process (GO): negative regulation of transcription by RNA polymerase II
Cellular component (GO): nucleus
Molecular function (GO): DNA binding
Source: RefSeq, a predicted model, not a curated record